Messenger RNA from Cornus florida, 2035 nucleotides. RefSeq names its product riboflavin biosynthesis protein PYRD, chloroplastic. The transcript is spliced from 3 exons. Lineage: Eukaryota; Viridiplantae; Streptophyta; Magnoliopsida; Cornales; Cornaceae. The coding region runs from base 319 to 1581 and encodes 420 amino acids. Gene Ontology annotation, biological process: riboflavin biosynthetic process. Gene Ontology annotation, molecular function: zinc ion binding; diaminohydroxyphosphoribosylaminopyrimidine deaminase activity. The record is from RefSeq and is a predicted model, not a curated record.
UCUUCACAUUCACUCCUCUGCCCAUGAACAAUUCUUUCCUUGGUUUGCUAUUGUUCAUAGACCGAUUUUCUUCCGUCAUAUUUUCACUUGGAUUUGGUUGUCUGAGUUUGUAUUUAUCCAAAUAUCUAUAGAAAAGUAUAUAUAUGCUUGAUUGUUAUGACAACAGUCUGUUAAUUGAAAAGCCGUGUAGGUGGGGUGGUGUGGGAGAGGAUAGAGAGAGAAUAUUGAGAGCGAGGAGAGAGAAAGAGACGUUAAAGAAUUUCCAGGGCGGAAGAUUUAUCAUUAUUCUCAACUGGGUCUCAAUCAAAUUUCAAAAGAAUGCAUCUUCAAACAUUCUCAUUUUCAAACUACAGUCUCAGCCCAAUAAAUUUCUCACCUUCUGCCUAUUUCUUCAUCCCCAAACAGACCAAACUCGUUUCCACCUCAAGCUUCAAACCUGGGUUUUGCAAUUUGGUCAAAAGGGUGUAUAAAUCACCGACUGGUUUGAGAAGUCAUGGUGGUAUGGUUGGUGUGAGAUGUGAAGGUCAAAUUGAUGAUGGGGUUUACAUGAGGAGGUGUGUGGAGCUUGCAAGGAAAGCAAUUGGGUGUACCAGCCCUAAUCCAAUGGUUGGAUGUGUAAUUGUGAAAGAUGGGAAGAUUGUUGGUGAAGGUUUCCACCCAAAAGCAGGGCAGCCUCAUGCUGAGGUUUUUGCUCUGAGAGACGCAGGGGAUUUGGCUGAGAAUGCAACAGCAUAUGUGAGCUUGGAGCCAUGUAACCAUUAUGGGAGGACUCCACCGUGCACUGAAUCACUGAUCAAAGCCAAAGUGAAAAAGGUGGUGAUAGGGAUGGUGGAUCCAAACCCAAUUGUGGCAUCAAAGGGGGUCGAUAAAUUACGAGGUUCAGGAAUUGAUGUGACUGUGGGUGUCGAGGAAGAAUUGUGCAAGAAGCUUAAUGAACCCUAUAUCCAUAAGAUGCUGACAGGAAAGCCCUAUGUUACGCUCAGAUACUCCCUUUCAGUCAAUGGCCAUUUUUCAGAUCAGCUCGGGGAAGAAGCUGUGAGGUCCGGUGGAUACUACUCACAACUGUUGCAAGAAUAUGAUGCAAUUAUACUUUCCCCCACCUCAUUUACCGAGAAGUUCUCAUUCCCAGCAUCCAACGAACCUGGAGCUAAUCAACCUCUUCAGAUUCUAAUAGCAAGAAAUCCUAGUUCACAAAUUCAAAUCCCAAAGGCAACUUCUAAGGUAAUAAUCUUCACCGACAGAGAGACGUCUUUGGAACCAGAAUCCGCUCAAAAGAGCAUUGAAACCGUGGUUUUGGAUGGGAUAAAUUUGGAAACCAUUCUGGAAUAUUGCAAGAGUCAAGGACUGUGCAGUGUUUUGCUGGAUUUAAGGGGGAACACUGUCGAUUUUGAAGAGAUUCUCAUGGAGGGUUUUGAGCAAAAUUUAUUGCAGAAGGUGGUUGUGGAAGUGUUGCCAGUAUGGGACGGAAUCAAGGAAGAGAAGCUGCCCUUGGCAUUAGAGAAUCUGGGGCAAAGGAUAAAAUUGAAGAAUCUAACAUCAGGGAUCUCAAGCCGGAGUGUUUUGCUGGAAGGAUAUUUUUGAUGAACGGAUUGGAUCCUUGUAGAGAGAAGAAAAUAUUCUUAGAACUAAACGAAUCAGGUUUAAUUUAGACGACGAUUGUGUUUUUAACAGGGAUCCUGUUGGCUUCAGCCAGGAAGAGAGGAAAUGCUGUUGGCUAUGGACGGAGCUCUUUCUAUAUUCCAUUCCUUCCUCUGCUCGAGAAGAUGUGUGAGAGAGAGCGUCUCUUGACCAUCAAAAUACCUACGUGGUAUUUUUCGGAUAUUUGAGGAAGCAUCGUCCCCAUUCAAGAACAUAGAAUUAUACUGACCUUAGUUAUGCCCUGCAAUGUUUAACAUGAAUUUUACUUUGUGCAUCUCACCAGCAUUCUGGAUAUAAUGUUGAAUUGCCUUAGCAGAACCCUUCAACUGCUGCUGGGCCUUAAAAUUCUUGAAUAAGAUUCAUUGGAAUAGCUGUGGAUCCAAGAAAUGUUGCUUCC